Molecule: messenger RNA, 517 nt
Organism: Arachis stenosperma
Lineage: Eukaryota; Viridiplantae; Streptophyta; Magnoliopsida; Fabales; Fabaceae
Exons: 3
Coding region: 56-517 (153 amino acids)
Source: RefSeq, a predicted model, not a curated record
UUGUGUCCCUGAACCUUUUUUUAAACCAUCCACGUAAGAUACCGGAUCGACCACGAUGAAUGGAGGGAUGAGAAAUGUGAAAGUAACAAGAACAUUGCCAUUAGGGUUUGUUUCCCCUCUACAUUUCGUGAUGCCAUUGGUUCUUGGAUCUUUCACAAUGCGUGAUUCAUCGGCUCUCUCGUUUCCUCAAGGGUUUCAAGGCGAAUUAUUCUUCAUUCAUCACUUUAUCUUUCUCUCCCUUUUCUAUUUUGUUUUCCUUUCACAGUUGUACAAGUUCAUAACUGUUUUGGAAACAAAAAUGUUGGUGUGUUUUCAGAAGCAGAAUAAUGGUGGGAAAGAAGCUGCUGCGGUUGAUAGGUCCCCAUCGAUGCAUCAAUGGUCAUAUUUUUACCUACAAGCCUCUCAUUCUUUAAGAAGCCAAAUCUUAUCAUCAACGAGAAGGAGGAUGAAGAAGUUAUUGAAUGGAAGUUGGGACCCUGGAAAUGUUCAAGCCUUACACCUACAUUGUCAAUUUUAG